AUGACGGUCGUGCAUGAGCGUGCUGCAACAACAGCAACAGGAUUAUCUUCAACCGCAUUGGCAGCUAUCUUGACUGGCGUUGGAAUCGUGUUAUUAGGUCUCCUAAUUGGCCUUGUGGUCCUCCUCAUACGAGCAGUGCGCAAUCACAAACGUCUACUUGCAGAUCUUGAAGAAAGAGGAGUUGUACUUGCACAAGCCCAAGCUACGCAAGAGGGCUCCAAACGAAUUUCGAUCACGAAGCCUCGGACUGUGCUCAGGCGCAAUACAAUCCUUCCCUUCAACAAGCAAACAGGUUGGGGGUCCUUGCCCUCUGUCGAAACCAUCAAUCCUGUUGAUCAGGCCUCAAAACCGGCCCAUUAUGCUCCUCCGAAACCCGCCAGUCUCUCAACUAAGUCAGGUCGUCUUGCAUGGCCGUUCUCGCCUCGACGUUCAAGCAGCAAAGCAAUUCAUCUAAGGAAGAUUCGAGCACCAAUUCUCUCAACUGUUAUAGAAAGCCCCAAGCCAUCGCCUUUGGUGCCUGUCCUCAGUGGCCCUCAACUCGGAGAUAGACUUCUUCCAUCGAAGGGCAUAGGUCGUCCAUCUUCUGAUCAAUCGCUACUUCAGCAUCAUCCUGCGUUCCGUACUCAUCAGCAGGAUGGUGCUGCAGACAAUGACCCUUCGGCACGGCCAGACCUACUUCGACGAAGCCUGACAUCUAAUGCUGUCACUAAAGUAGAGUCACGCGUCCGUCCACUUCGAUCAAAUUCGGUAGCCGAGAUACCUUUGAGCGCAAAGAAUGAGAACGCACGCCGGAUGUAUGAAAGGAGAUCUCAUGUCCGAUCCGCCAGUAUGUGCAGCCAGACUUCGGGUAAAGCACCCGAUGUGCCCAUGCCACCGCUUCCUUUGGGUGUCGCUCGUAUAAAAGGCGAAUCCAAGCAACGCAGCCAACUCAGCAGAAGUCCGUCUCGAAUGUCAGUUUCCAGCUUCGAGUCCGGUAAUAGUUCCAUCCUCGCAAGCCAAUCGAGCCCCAUCCUGCCUCGACCCGACCAGGUAGAGAUGUACAAAGUAACGAGGCGUGAGUGGAGGCACUCAAUGAUCGUUGGACCCAGACCCUCGCGAGAUAGUGUCACUCUAUAUGGCAUAAAUCAUCAAUCACAAAGCUCGAUCAAAAGCAGUUCGGGCCACUUGAGCGUUGGUAGCCCUGCUACGGUGCGCCGAUCACGUCGCGACAGCAGAAAUACAGCGCUAACGGGUUCCCACAGCUUACAGUCGGUCUAUCAUAGAUCAUCAAAUGGUCUGGCUGUGGGCGGUACCUCCUCUCCAAUGUACAGCCCUUACGCAACUCGAUGCUCGAGCACACCACGCCGGAGAUCAGGCACUUAUGUAACAUCAUCGGGCUCACCCGAGGAGCGACAACCGUCAGCUCUGCGAGAAGCCUUUGCGAACAAUGGGGCCCUCAAACGUCAGAUUUCACAAGCAUCUACACAGGCAUCAUCAACAAGAAGUAGUAAUGGCAAUCCUUUUCAAUGGGACCCUGCUCCCCUGGCAGCGGCCAAACCUUCCGCACUCAAAGGCAGCCCUAGUGCGCGUAAGGGUCAUCGCAGAAAGAACUGCGUACGCAUAUCUCUUGACCCAACCAUCCUAGGCCCUCAGAGCAGAUCUCCAAGUCCUUCUGCUAUGAAUGAUAUCCAAGAGGAAUCGCCAAACGGCACCAGUCUCGAACGAUCCGAGAUUGGACUAGGUUUCUCCAGCACGAGGUCGCUCCCAAGACCUCCCAGCACAUCUAUAUUCGCACCCGACCUUAAGUUCACAGCGACAUCGAUCCGCGCCUCGCUGACACCAAGUUCUCCAAGCUUAUCAAUGGCAAGUUAUGAUCAUGGCCCCAUUGGAACUCCAAGAUCCGGUCAUCAAAGUCCCGCGUCGCCCGAGAAUACUACACAUGGGAAGAACAGGCUCAGCAAUGGAUCCAUGUUUAGUAUACCUAGUUUUCCGAGUCCGUGUCAUGGCAUUGGGCCAAUACAUACAUUAACAUCGCCUCCACCAGUCUUUGCUUUGAGCAGACCUUCUGAUGAAUACGACCAUAUCGGAAUGGACUCUCCUAUCAUUCCGUCCUCACCAGCAUCGUUGUACCUUCCAGCAUCUUCCGAAAGACACUUGUUAUAUGAUCCUAAUACUUCGGGAACAACCAAUACUGCUCAUUCUGGAUUGUCAAAACCUUUCUCCAUCGUACCGGAUCAGUCCUCUUCCGCCUCAAAACGUGUUGUGGAUUCCCAUGAGGGCAAAUCAAGAGACUCUCCACCUUGUUCCCCUAAGACCGAGCGUUCGAAUCCAUUCCUCUCGUCUUAUCAUGCUGAUGAGGCAACCUAUGCUGCUUUUGGGAGUUCCCAGAUGGGAGUGGGAACGGUAGAUACCAUCGACCCAGCCGUUCUCACCCAGGAUCCUUUCACUACACUUAACAGCACCCCCAACGCCAUUUCUACUGAUAUAACCUCUACUAAGGUACCAGAUCGUGCAAUUACUGGACCAAACUCUGCCAAACCCACGGUCGAAGUCAUGCCAGAACCAACAUCUUCCUCCGAAACUUUUAGCUCAUAUGCCGAGCAGACCUCCAACAACUGGUUCCUCCAGGGACCCGAUGAGCAUAAAUUGGUGGGAAACACAACGCAAGUCGAUGUUGCCCCAACCUCAAACCAUGUUCAGUUCUUCUUUGAGGAUCCUUCUGGGGACUCCCUGAUGCCCCCUUGCUCUCCCCGCCCUGGGCACAAGCAGCUUCCUGCGGCUGGCCUAAACUUCGCAGACAUUCCAACAUUAACCCCAACACCAAAUGGACCUCGUCGUUCUCCUCCACGUCCACUACGAUCGUCCAUUCAGAAACUGCGCCGCAUGAACUCAGAUGCGGGUAAGGAUGGUGCAGCCAAGAGUGGUCGUGGAGAGCGAAGGUACCUCAGGCUUGGACGAGAAGAUUCCAUUGCUGUGCCUGGAGAAGAGAGUUGGCUUGACGAUCUCGAUGACGGCGACGAAGACGAAGGAACUACUCUAACGGAAGAAAAGCAGAGACAUCUGGUUGGCGACCUUCUCGAUGACUGGGACGAAGGGGAAUCGAUGCUAAAGCAAGAGGACGAGUCCUCCAGACCCUCUAAACCAAUCAUCACACAGCAUGAUCAAUCAACGAAGACUGGAAAUCCCCAGGUCACGCCAGAGUCCUCGCCAGAGAGAACACCAGAUGACAGAGGCUCUAGUAUCUGGGAAGAUGGCGAGAAAUUCUGGAUCUCAACUCCACCACAGAAGAGUCCUCCCAACUCUCCUAACAAGCCCCGGAACAACUACAUUCCCUUGUCAUCUUCCCCUCUUGCCACACCAAUCUAUUCCUCGGCCAAGUCUAGGAAACGUGACUUCGAAGUUGCUAAAGACGAUCCGCACUCCGGAUGCGAGAAUACUCAGGACAUGAUUGGAGAUUCUCCUAUGGAUCGGAAGCUGGCUGGGACGAGGUACAGAAAGCGUAAUGUGUUGGGCGUGAGCACACCAAAUGUAAGGAUACAGGUGCAACCACCUACGAGUGGGGCGACUACCGGUACGCCAGGUAGUUUGUAUGAUACGGACGGUUUUCUAAGAGCGUGA
Aaosphaeria arxii CBS 175.79 is the source of this 3597-nucleotide messenger RNA. RefSeq lists its product as uncharacterized. Bases 1 to 3597 code for a protein of 1198 amino acids. The record is from RefSeq and is a predicted model, not a curated record. Lineage: Eukaryota; Fungi; Ascomycota; Dothideomycetes; Pleosporales. The transcript has a single exon.